AUGGUGUUAUAUAAACGUAAACCUAUUAUUUUACCUGAUCCGAAACCUUUACCGUUAGAUUUGAAUGUCAAUGUAUGGCAUAUCGAUGAAACUGGUGAAUGGUUUCUCACGUAUCGAGAGUUUUUAGAGAGAAUGGAUUUUUAUACCAGACAUUAUUUUACUUGUGAAAUUACUGGUACUUCGUGUUUAACUUUUUUCCAAGCUUUAGACAGUGAGGAAUCCCAAUUUAAAUAUGUCGAAGAACGAUUUCCAAUAAAGUUGAGAGAACCUGUUGCAAGAUUCUUACACUUUAACAGUGUCAAGAGACUGGAUGCGUUGGUCGAAAGCGUAUAUGCAAGAUUUAAAAAUGAUUUCUUUCCUGGUGAAGUAGUGUUUUUAAGGAAAAAUAAAGAUUCAAAUGUAAAUUCUCAUCAGACUACCCCUGCACCGGAAGAAUCGAUAUCGAGUGUCCCAAUCACUUCCACUGUGUCAAUGGACAAUUCUUAUCCACAGUUUCAAAAACCGUAUAUUAUAAAAGAAAAGGCUCAGUUCAAUGCCGCUAUUGAUUCAAAUACCGGCGAAAUUAUCGUACCUGCUUAUGCAAAAUAUAUGUUAAUUGAAGAGAGCAAUGUUCAUAGCUCGUUGAUAGCAGACCAAACACAGAUUUAUAGAGAUAGAUCAUCGUUCACUAAACAUUUGAUUAAAUGUUUUUGUAAAAUUACAUUAACUAGAGCUUCUUCCAAAAUGGGUGCACCAUGGUGCGUAAAAGAAGAAUAUUUACCAAUUUAUGGAUUGACCAUGGAGUGGCCAAUAGAUAUGCUGAAAUAUAAAGAAGAUGAGCCAAAACCCGAAGAAAAAACGAAUAAUAAUAAUAAUAAAAGAUCUCGUUCACACGCAAUUGAAGAGAAUCAACAAAUUCCUCAAGAUCAAUAUGUACAAAAUGAAUCUCUACAAGAUCAAUCAUCAGAGUUGACUAACGACGAUUCUGAUGGGAAGAAAAAAGAUAGCGAAGAGAAACCAUCGAAAAAGAAGAAGAAAACUGAUGAUGAAAUUAAAAAGGAAGAAGAUGAGGUUGCUGUAGAAGAAGCUGCUGCAUCUUCUGCUCCAAUUACUGUUAUUAUGGAAGAUUUACUUUUGCCAUAUCAGGGCUCUCCACAUAUUUUUGAACGUUUGACAUCUUAUAAUAAUCUAUUGGAAGAAUUACCUCUUUCUGAAAAUGUGAUGAAACCAUUCAAAAAUUUUGAAAAAUUAUUACAAGUUUAUCAAUUUUUUGCGACCUUUGGUAGAAAAAUAUACAUUUCUGAGUUUAACCUAGAUCAAUUCAUAACAACUUUAAAAUGCACAGAUCCUUAUGAAAUGAAAGGUGAAGUUGUAUAUGUUGAAUAUCACGAAACUCCAGUAGAAAAUGAUCUUGAUGAAAGUUCAGAAAGUGAUUGGGUGAGAAAUCCUGAAUCCAGAAAUCUAAUUAAGUUACAAAAGAAUGAUAGAAUAACGUAUAAAAUUCAAAAAGAUGAACCUGCAAGUGAUGAAGUUCUAGAUAAUAUAAACAACAAUGGUACUGCGCUAAUUAUAGAAUUAUUUGUUUCAUUAUUACGUUUAUUCAUGGAUGAAAAUGGUGACUGGGUCACACUAGUCACUGAAGAAUGGAUUGAAGAAGAUAAACUUAAAGAUAUUAAAACAGGUGAAGAUAAUUCGAAAGAAGAUGGAAUAAAAGAAGAGGAUGACAGUGAAGACAUAAAUAGCAAAGAAAUUAAAGUCGAAGAAGAUACAGCAGGCGAAGAAGAAAAUGAAGGUAGUACAGGUGAUUUAGACGCCAAAUUAGAGAAGUGUCUAAAUUAUCGUAAUGUGAAUUGGGCUGAAAGAUUGGCAAAAAGACAAUUUAAUAACAACUUUUGGCUCUUAAUUUUACUCGGUAUCCUUCAAGACAGUAUGCAUAUUCCAACAUACACAGAUAUUGUACAUAAUUUUACAGAAAAGGUAAUACCAGAAGAAAUUUCGGCUAGUCAAUUACCAAAGCAAAUGUGGAAAAAUUUCUGCCGUAAUCUAACAUUAGAUGAAAAGUUAGAUAUAUUAUGGAUAUUGGUUGAUUUAUCUUGCAAUUAUUCGCCUGAUAUCAAGAAUGCAAUUGAAGAAUCGUUAGAAUUAUGUGGUCAACUACGUAGUGAAAGGUUUAAGAUUUCGAAAGAUGUUAAAACCGAACAAAAUCAAUUGUCCAUGUUGUUAAUAGAAUUGUCACAAUUAAAUCAAGUUGAAUCAAAUCCCGAGAUCGAACAGAGAAAAACAGAACUAGAACAGAAAAUUGAAGAACAAAAACAAAAAGUUGAUGGUAUUCUUAUGGAUAAAUCAUUUUUAGAGAUGAAAUUAUUAGAAAAUGAUAUUCAAAGAUUAAAGCCGUUAGGAAUGGAUAGAUAUGGUAAUUUGUAUUUCUGGCUCGAAUUAAAUGGUAUUCAUAAAAAGGAGUCAAGUGAACAAGAUAGCACCGAAGAAAUCAACUAUCACUCUGGUAGGUUAUGGGUAAGAGGACCAAAUCCAGAAGUAGCAAAAAUUAUUUUGCAUGUGACAGAUGAACAAUUAGAUAAUUGGAGGAAUAUAUAUAUUGAAAGAGGAAGUGCGGCUGCAACUUUAGAGGUUUUCAAUAUUGGUAAAGAAAAAGAUGGAUCUUAUUGUUAUGUAGAUGGAGAUGUGAGAGCUAAAUUAGUUGAUGAAAACGGAGUGCUAAAUUCCCUUGUGGAACUGACUCCAAUACAGAGAAAGAUUAUUGAUGAGACCCCAUCUAGAUUAUUAUUAAGUGAUACACAAUGGUAUUCAUUUGAUGAUUAUGAGGAUGUUAAGAGCCUAAUGACUUGGUUGGAUACAUGGGGUCGUAGGGAACACGAUUUAUUGAGGCAAUUUAGACCAAUUGAAUCAAUCUUUGAGGAUAGUUUUAUUUUAAAGAAUAAAGUGAUCAACAAUAAAGGGUUCCAACAACGUGAGUCAUCAUUAUUGAAAGAGUUUAAAGAAAAUGAACUAACUGAGUCUGAAUUAAAUCCUGUAGAUGAAGGUGGCGAGCAUAGUUCUUCAUCUGAUCAAAAUGACGAUUCUAAGGAUGAAACUGAAUUAGAAGACAUUGUAGAGGAAAUCAUGAAACUUGAUGAUUGUUCAAAGACCAGACAAAUUUUAAACCAAAUUCAGGAAUUGGAAAGUCGUAGAGAUCAAAUUCUAGAGAAGAUACAGGCAAGGGAAAAUUCACAAAGACCAGGGGCCAGAGUACAAUUGAGAGCCGAAAAGAAGCGUAUCAAGACUACUCGUGAAAGUAAAAUAGAAAAACAAUCUGAAAUAUUAACAGAUUUAUUAAACCUAAGGCACUUCCAAGCUAUGGAAGAUGUAAUUAAAUGGAAGAAUACAUUGGCGAAUAAAGUGUGGGGGACUGCAUUACGUAAAAAUGCAUCUGGAGGUAAGAAAACAAACAUAAUUGAUACCGUUGAGUCGAGAUUUAAAGAAAUCUUGGAUCGAACUUCAAGAACUUCCAGCAUAUCUGUAACAAAUUAA
Molecule: messenger RNA, 3507 nt
Organism: Vanderwaltozyma polyspora DSM 70294
Lineage: Eukaryota; Fungi; Ascomycota; Saccharomycetes; Saccharomycetales; Saccharomycetaceae
Exons: 1
Coding region: 1-3507 (1168 amino acids)
Source: RefSeq, a predicted model, not a curated record